CAUUUAACCCUUCUUACAGUGUGGAAGGCAGGUUCGCAGAGGCAACGUGCAAUGCUUUUUGGAACCAUCUGAAAGAACAGCUAUUGAGUACUCCUCCUGACUUUACCUGUGCUCUUAGAUUUCUAAAAGAAAUUAAGGAGAACCGCCUAAGAAACGAGAUAGAAGAAGCUCUGGACACAGAUCUUCUCAAGCAGGAAGCAGAACAUGGGGCCCUGGAUGUCCCUCGUCUUUCUAACUACAUUCUCAAUUUGAUGGCCCUGCUAUGUGCACCAGUUCGAGAUGAAGCGGUACAGAAACUAGAGACCAUAGCAGAUCCAGUGCAGUUACUGCGGGGCAUCUUCCGUGUUCUGGGCCUAAUGAAAAUGGACAUGGCAAACUAUACCAUCAAGAGUUUUCAACCCUACCUGCAGGAGCAUUCCAUCCAGUAUGAACAAGCUAAAUUCCAGGAACUCCUUGAUAAGCAGCCCAGUCUCCUCAAUUAUACCACAAAAUGGCUAACCAAAGCAGCCACAGACAUCUCUACACUAUGUCCGAGUUCUCCUGACUCACCUGGCUCCUCCUGCAGCAUGGCGUGUUCACUUCCAAACCGGGCAGCUUACAACUCCGAGCCGCCCAGUCCAACAAUGGUGCUAUACCAAGGCUACCUCAACCUCCUCUGCUGGGAUCCUGAAAAAGAAGAAUUUCCUGAGACUCUGCUGAUGGACAGGAUCCGGCUCCAGGAAAUGGCGUUCCACUUGCACCAGUUAACCAUUCUGGACUCAGUCUUGCUAGUGGCCAGAAGUUUCUCUGGUGAAGUUUUAUUCAGCUCACCUGAAUUUGUGGAUAGACUGAAAUGCAUCACCAAGGCCCUGACUGAGGAAUUUAUCUCCAGGCCCGAAGAGGCUAUGCUGAGUGUGAGUGAACAGGUGUCUCAGGAAAUCCAUCAAGGCCUCAAGGACGUGGGCCUCACUACUCUGAGCAGUGAAAAUACAGCAUCUCUUCUAGGCCAGCUCCAGGACAUCGCCAAGAAAGAGAACUGCAUUCGUAGCAUCGUUGAUCAGCGGAUCCGUUUGUUUCUCAAAUUCUGUUUGCUGCAUGGCAUGAAGGAGUCUCUGCUACACUUUCCUAGAGGCCUCAUUCUCAUUGAAAGAGAGUUGGCAGAACUGGGCUGGAAGUUUGUCAGUCUGAUGCACCAUAAUCAGCAGGUAUUUAGCCGAUACUAUGCUGAGAUUCUAAAAAACAUCAUCCCUCCAGCUCAAGCACAAGAAACAGAUGUGGAGCCUAUCUGAUAGUGCUGGACCCCAGCCAUGGCAAAGGGGACCCGGGAGAGAGAGGUCAGCAUGUUUCUGCAAUGACAUCACCCGCAGCUAGUGAAACAAUCAGCCCUCUUCCUCGUUACAGCCAGGGCACUGGGAUGCAGGAGUCAAGCAUACAAACACCAUCUGGCCCAAUCCCCUUGACUAAUAAACUUCCGAGCUGCAAG
Saimiri boliviensis boliviensis (Bolivian squirrel monkey) is the source of this 1462-nucleotide messenger RNA. The record is from RefSeq and is a predicted model, not a curated record. Lineage: Eukaryota; Metazoa; Chordata; Mammalia; Primates; Cebidae.